Messenger RNA from Hylaeus anthracinus, 1674 nucleotides. RefSeq names its product protein FAM136A-like. Lineage: Eukaryota; Metazoa; Arthropoda; Insecta; Hymenoptera; Colletidae. Gene Ontology annotation, cellular component: cytoplasm. The transcript is spliced from 3 exons. Bases 230 to 658 code for a protein of 142 amino acids. The record is from RefSeq and is a predicted model, not a curated record.
UUCAUUCAAUUAGCAUCAUCUAUUAUAUAUUAUAUCGAUCCACCAAUUACGAAUGCUUGUUCGAUUAUGUAACUGCGUGUGUACGAUAACUGACCUAACCUAAGAUGUCUUUCUUAUAUACAGUAAUACAGUACGGAAAGUCUGAGAAACUGCUCCAUGUGAAUCAUUGGAGCCGAUCGUUGUAUUUGUUUCGUUUUGAUAUUAAUACGUCUGAUAAAAAUAAAUUAAAAUGGUUGAGGAACAAAGGAGACGAGUCGAAGAGUAUAUGAAUAAUAUGGUGGAAGAAAUUGAUAAGUCGUACCUGAGAAAAAUGCAGGGUGACAUGCAUAGAUGUGCCGCAACUUGUUGCGAUAACGAGGUUUACAGCGUGCAAAAAGUACAUAAUUGUAUAGAAAAUUGUAGUACUUCUUUGAAUAAAGCCCAACAGUAUAUUCAAAAGGAAUUUGAAAGAUCUCAGAAUCGAUUACAAAGAUGCAUAUUGGAUUGCAAUGAUAAAAUAAAAGAUAAAAUGGGACCAAAUCCGACGCAGAAGGAAGUAGACAGGUACAGUGAAGAUUUUGAGAAAUGUGCCACAAAAUGUGUAGAUAAUUAUUGUGAAAUAUUACCUAGUUUAGAGAAAACAAUGAAAAAAGUUUUAUCUAAUAAAUCGUAUGAAUAAUUACGCAAAUUACAUUAGUAUUUUAUACAAACAUAUCCAGCCUAAGGAGAAAACAGGAUAUAACAAAUUCCAUGAUCAUAGUAUUUAUUAACUAGUACACUUGAUGAUUGCAGUGGUACAUUUUCGUUUCUCUUUUUAUUUUCUCUCUCGUUCAACGUAAUAACAAAUUCACCGUUGCAAUUAAUAUCAUUUCUUUAUUGUUACAAUAGACAUUACGCUUAUUGCACACUUUUUUCAUGAUAUAAAACCUUCCCACCACUCUCGCUCGAUACAAAAUAAUCGGUCAAAAUAUGUCGCGUAAAUUCUGAUCUAAACUGUAAAAAUCUGCAAAUAAACCGUUUAAAUAAUAAUAAUUUAAAUAUAAAUAUCAACACAAUAUAGUUCACUUGUUUCUUCGUGUGUACGAGUUUCUAUGAAAGUUGACAUUGGGCUUUGUAUCUUUCUAUUCUGUUUCAUUCUUGAAGAUUAAUUUACAAUGUUCGUCUUCAAUCCCUUUUCAUUUCUUGUCGUAGCUGCAAAGAUUGGGGUGGCUCGGUGCAUUUGUCGCGCAAUGCGUGGCUAAGCGAAGCGGCUAGCGAUAGAGAUAGCCCUUCGCUGAUAUGCAAAUUCGCAAAAGUUCGAUGAAAGUGUUUACAUUUCGAGUAACGACACUACUUUGUUUUAUUUAUUUCCUUUCUUUUUUUUCUUUCAUACGCUUGUUUUUCAAAAUUCCUAAAUAUGACUCGUACAUGUGUCGAUCGUGGCUCGAUGUCGUUAAGUGGAAUGGCAUGAGUUUUGGGAAAUGUCAAUUUUCUCAGAUGUCUCGAGGUAUAAGUGAAUGCUGCGGUAUAUUUCGCACCUGGCGUCGCACGGAUUGAGAAAAAAAAGGUCUAUGUAACAUUUUGCAUCCCAAUCAUCAGACUCUUCGGACUAGAUUUCUUUUUUUUUUCUUCUUUAAUAAGAUUGAGAUUACGCGCUUCUUUAUCAAACGCUGGUCAUAAUGUGAGUAGCUGUAGGUACGUCUGGUAGAAAAAGAA